GCCAGAGAUGUCGCGACUAGCGUACCUGCUGGCGGUCGCCAGUGCGUCUGCCCAGUUGACCCUGGACGGCAUCAGGUGCGGGCAGCUCACCUGCCAGCUGGACGAAUACUGCUCCUCGGAGACGAACAGAUGCGCCCCCUGCACCACUGUCUGCAACAAGACCCAUCAUAACUACGACGCUGGGCUCUGUGUCAAGGAGUGUCAAGGCUAUCUACUAGAUUUGAGAUAUCUACGCAGAUCCGAAACAUCCCCACCACAGAAUGAUAUGAGCAGCGUGCAACGUCAAGCUCAGACUGCCCUGAUAGUGAGUGGAGUCGCGCUGGCCGUUCUGGUGCUCGUGCUCAUCAUCCUGUGCCGCGGGAAGGUCUCCUGGCAGUAUUUGAAGCAGAAGUGCCAGCCGAGCAAGAAUCGGGUGAAGCAGUACCCAGCAGAGCUAACACACCACAAUCCCCAUGCCGAAUCGAACUCGAAACGAGAGUUCAAAUUGCAAAUCCGCGACCCUGCACCGUCCCGAAGGACCAGCCAACCGCUGAAUGUAAAGGAUUUGGAAACGAGAUCGUCGCAGACGGAAAAGAGUCAGGGAGCCCUCACUCCGAAGACUAUAAGCACCGCCAUCAGCAACCGACAUCCAGCGGAAGAUACCACGUUGGAUUUCUCGUACGAUAACAUGGGAAUGAACGUUACUCCUCCGGAACAGCCGGCCGCCAGCCACAAGUUCUGAGGGUGCGCCAACUUGAACGAGGCGUUUGUGAGAAUAGUCACUCUCAAUUCUAUCGAUGUGUAUGAUGAUAUACUUACUAACAAAUGACUUAUUUAUAUUCUUGAUGUAAGUUUUUGCCAAUGUUUUCUUAAAUAACCCUUACAUAUUUGAGGUAAAGUAUGAGUUGCGAUGUAAAAUGUUACUUGCAUAUUAAGGGUUCUCAAAGUAUAGGCAAUAGUGGCCAAAACGGACAUAGUAAUUGUAGGUGCGUUCAGUAUUUUAUAAUUGAUAUUCAAAUCAGUACUUAAUUGGUGUGUACUUCAUUAUUAAUAAAACAGUAUAUACGUACUACUUAAAAUUAUAGCGCGAAAUGCGUCGCGCAACGUGUCGGCCGUGUCGUGUUGAUUGUAUCUUACGGGUACAUCUCAUCAUAUAACUCGGCUUUGAGAUACGUUGCGCGUCAUGUUGCGCGCCUGUUGUCUAGUUUACGAGGUUGUAUUAUAAUCCCGUACAAUAGAGAGCACACCUGUGGCUUAUGACCACUUAUUUAUAGUAGAAUGCACUUACGUUAAGUAACUGUAAAGGACUGAUGCUCAGUGAAGACAAUGGACAACAAAGCAGUUUUUAUAUAAUGUAAAUCUUAUAUUAAUAACCUUAGCUUUCAUAUUACAUUGACACCAUAUUCUAAGAUAGCGUUAUUAAAAUACGAACGUUAACUUUAUAAAAAUAAGGUUUUAAAUAGUUUAACGUAAAUAGCUUUGUUGUGCUACGUCCUGAUUGGUCUACAGCGUUGGUUUUAUAGAGAUUAUUGUUUAAAAUGAGAAGAUCUAGAAUCUAGAUACACCUAGUCCGCUGGGACUUAGUGCUCAAUAUCUGGAGCGAGGAAAUCUUUGUAAAAAAUUGGGAUGGAAUUGCGAACGAAAGAUCUUGUAAAAGCGAUUAUAAAACGAUAUUAACAGUAUUGAAAUAAAUAGUUUGUAAUAAGGAAUAUAUAUAGUAUUAUCACAAAUUUCAUCACAAGUACUUAAGCAGUAGUUCCGAUCAUUGUAUUUAGAUCUGCAAAUGUAAAAAAAUAUAUAAGCAAAAUAUUUUUAAAAUACUUACUAUACCCAAUUUAACCUGCCUUAACGGAAUUGUGUAUUUUACGCGCCUGCCCUUUGUUUAUUAGAUUUAUCAAUUAUGUACCUUAUUAAAUCUAACAUAAAAACCAUGACCUAAAUCCGUUUAAGAAAAGAACAAGAUAUAAGCUCUUGAAAUACGGUGGACGGAUAGAUGUCAAAAAACCGAAUAACCUAAUGAUAUCUAGUGACGUCAUCAGGCAUUAAGAUGCGUGAAACAAAAGAGAUAGCGUGCUAUCUUCAUUUUGUCACAUUGUAAUUAGUGAAAUAUUAAUUCCUGACCCAUUUCUUAACCAACUUUAUUGUUGAUUUCAGAAAAGAGCUUCUUCUUUGAUAUUAUACAGAAUAAUUGUCAGAACGCAAAUUGUCAUCAUGAUAGAAUGUUUAUAUGAUAUGUACUGCCUCACACAUUCUACUUGAUUUCUGGAAUAGAUGCUUUUGCUUUUUAGGAAUUUAGCCUUUAUAAAUAAAUUUUAUGAUCCAGUUUCAAUUUAUAUUCCCACAUACUACAUUAAAACAAUUUGAUAGCCAAUACGCCGAAGAGAUUAAGUACUGUUGAAAAAUUUCUAUGUAUCGUAAAUAAUUAGUGAGUAGGUCCCCGAUAGGUAAUGUAGGUUGAAUUGGGUAUUACACUUAAAAAGGUAUUUUAUUAGACUUAAGACUACGUAUAAGAUGGAACGUGUAUUCAUAUAGCAAUAAUUAAUAGAAAUUAACAUAUCAUAAUGAAGUUUUAUAUAAAUAAGUUGUAUAAUGUAUAUACGACUUUAUGUCGUUAUGCUGAACUUCAAAAUUUAUUGGCAGCUUUAAGCUUAGUUGUGCACACCUAGCGAGAUUCUAGAUAUGAUCCCAAAGUCGGACAUUACAUUUUUAAAUUUGUCCGGUAGAUAUGACGUUAGUUUCGCUUUAUUCGACGUUAUAUUGUGGAUAUACUGUACUUACCUUUUAGCGGGAAUAAGCAUAAGGUCAUAUUUUGCAUAAUAAGCAUCAAUAAACACUCGGCAUACCCGCAGUGUCGUAUUUUGUGAUUAAAAAUUCAUUCUAAGAAGUUCAGUUUGCUCAUAUUUUAUAAUGCGUUAUAUUUAUGUAAGUCGAGUUUGACUCGUUUUAAAAAUAAAUAUAUUAUCAGCUUGGCUGAGGUAGUUUCUUUUUUUGUCAAUGUAUGUUGAGUGUCACGGCUGCCAAAUGAAAAGACAUUGCUGAACGAAAAAUAGAAAGUUCAUUCGGUAUUGUCGUACAUGGCAAUACGUGUUUGUAUUGAGGUUACGUACGUAUGAGAAUGGAUGCUGGGGAUCAUUUUGAGAACUGUUCGAUCUUUGGUUUCUUCUAAUAUGGGUUUAAACAAUGUUUACAGUUUUGAACCGACACUGCAUUGCAAUAUAAAUUAUCUUAGAAUUAUUUCUCGUACGUACAUAAAAUUUCAAUUCUGUGUAAUAGUUUUUGUUGUCUAUCAACUAGCAUUAGUUAUAAGUGUGCAAUGUGUUGUCCUUCGACGCAUCUAUUAGAUUUGCAAUUUAAUUAACAAUGUAUAUUGUAAUUUUGAGAACAAUUAACUAACGUGCUAACUAUGUGUCAGUAAUUUUGUCUACUUUGUCUACCUAUUACUCAAGUAGCCUUUUAACGCUUGUAAUCACAUAAUAACACGUUAUUGUCUCUAUUGCUUGGGGAUAAGUGCUCAAAAAUCAGUGUUCAUUUUGGUACCGUUUUACCCUGUGUGCGUGUAGCAGUUGCAAAACCAGCCUAAUAUUAUUGAAAUAAAAUAAUAGAUUAAUACAAAUUCUUAAAAACAGUAUGAAACUUCAAGAACUCGUCGAAAUAUAAUUGCCGAUAUAUUUUUUACCUACAUCAGCCAAUUUUUUGUGCCUUUGGUGCGCCAUUGUAUGAAUAAAUUUCUAGAUCUGCCUCCGAAAAUAUCCGGUUAAUAAUAAUCCUCAGUUCUAGUGAACACUCGAAGCGAAUUCGGUUUGUUUUUUUUUCAUUAUUUUCCGUGUUUCCGAUGAAGGGCGCUGUGAUUAAGUCGUAUACUGAUAAUUAUUUUCGACGUGUUCGCGAGAGUGCGACUGCAUCCAAAUAACGGUUGAAUUGAUUCGAUUGCUGCUGAAGUGCUAUCCGGUUUUUUGACUGGAGUUCAUACUUACCAAUGAUUUUUAACUGGUGUUUUACUCUUUGUUUUGUUUUAAAUAAUUUGAGACGAUAAAUGGUUUAAUAUUUUGGUCACUUCAUAACAUUUCUUAGGAUUAUUUUAGUUGUACGUUUAAGGCUUACAACGUGCGAGUAAGUAGGGUAAAUAUUUUUUAAGACAAUCUACUGAUAAUUAACCACCGCUUUUGACUAAUAAAUCCAUCUUCACAAUCGAUUUCGAAAGCCAGGAAAAUUACAGAAGGCAGGCCGAAAUUGAUCUCUAACUUAUGCUACACUAAAAAUUUCCAGGCCGCUUUGAUGAAAAACAAAGAGUAGAUUCAAUCUUUAUAACAAGUGUAUUUAUAUAUUGGAUUGGGCAAGUUUUUUCACGUCUGCAUUUUUUAAGUUUUAGUUACGAUUCCCUCCUUCUACAAGGCCGCUCGCACGUCAGACAGACGUCACUCGGUUUAGUAAAGUGGCCAGUGACAUGUAUUCUUUUGUUACCGCUGUUACUAUAUAUAGCAGCUCGCCAGUAGGCGUGAGGCGGAGGCGAGCUACUACUAUGCGAGUGAAUGGAACUGACAGCAGCUCGCACGAUGUAAGCAAGCGAUUAUGUUAAAUUUACAAGCAGAUAUAAGUCAUAUAUUAUUCGAUUUCGCGGUAAUAUUUUAGUUAGUUAUGAUAAUGCUAUUUUUUAGUAAAUAGAGGAUGACCCAUAAGUGCCUUUUGUUAGUAGUUUUAGCUCUCAAAGAGAUAUUAUUUUAUAAGGAUCCCAAAAUGGAGGAUAAGACCGGAUUCCAAUAAAGACAUCUACGUGCAACUUUUUAUAAGUUAUAUUUUUUAAUUAAAGAUUCACACAUAGCGGGGAUCGAAUAAUAACUAUUCCAACAUCAGAGCGUACAAUUUAAUGAAAAUGAUUUUAUUCCUAGAAUUUAUACAAGCUCCAUAUUUCACCAUAAGCUUUCGUAGUAUAUCAAUAAUGGUUACACCUUUGUGAAUUUUCGUACUUUAUAUUAAAAUUCCAGGUAAAUUACGCUUUUAGUCUUAAAAUUCUGUUAAAAACGUACAGAAACUGCAACAGGCUUUAUAAUAGGACUUGUUAUUACAUUGUUUCCGCGAAUUUUGGUCAAUGAAAGAACGUUGAUCAAAUUUUAAAAAUAGCCGCAUAUUUUGACGUUUUUCGUGAUGACAAGAUACGGCGAUAAAAACGCUUGCAGGUACCGAGUAUUCAUUUCAAAAAAAGAAAAUUAGAUUGUUUAGUUUUUGCCGAAAAUGGAAAA
Molecule: messenger RNA, 5216 nt
Organism: Manduca sexta (tobacco hornworm)
Lineage: Eukaryota; Metazoa; Arthropoda; Insecta; Lepidoptera; Sphingidae
Gene: grnd
Product: protein grindelwald
Source: RefSeq, a predicted model, not a curated record